UUCAGCUGGCAGGUCUUGGCUCUUCCUGGGCACUUCUGGGAAAGAGAAGCACCGCCUCCAUUUUGUGGCAGGGCAAUCCUGCCAGAAGAUUCGCGAACGAGGCUUGGCUGGGGAGAGUUUCCGCAGCUUUCUUCUUCGGGGCCACUAGGCGGCUGCAGAGACAACCAGCUCUAAAAGAAAACAGAAUUUGAAAAGUUAUUUCUAGUUUUCAGCACAAAGCUAGAAUAAAAAACCUUCUAGGUGUAGGGACUUCUGGCGCUAACUUACGAAAACGUAUUGAGCCUUCCGUUUAUUUUUCCUCUUGGAACUAAGCCAGAGCGUGAUGUCCUGUUAUAGAGAUGUAGUCUUUUUUUAGGAAUAUUUAUUUGGGCAAGUGUGGUUAGAGACACAAGGAAUCUUGUCUGUGGCACAAAAGCACUUGGUUCACUUGCAUUCAAACGACAGAAUCAUAAUCACGUUCAUAAUCAUAGUGCCAGCGACAUCGCUCCUCUCUGCUUGCCCUUCUCAUUUUGGUGUUCUCCCCUCUGCGUUACGCUGUCUUCGGGCUUUGUGAUUGUUGAGUCCUUCCUAGCCUUUUCCAGCAUUCAUCUUGGUGCCUGAACUGUACAGCUGCCCUGCACGUUCGGUUAUCCCCCCCCUCCUUCUCUUUCUCCUCUGAGCUUCUGCCAAGGCUUCAUUGGUCCUCCAACAGCCAGACACUAAUCCUUGCCCUGAAUUCUGCCAUAUGUGGUGCAGCCAGUGUGGAAACUGCCUGAAUUAGUGACAGGAGAGGGGGAAUGUCUGGACCAGAGCCGGGAGGAGAAUCCCAUGCUGCGCUGCUGGCUGGCUGGCUCCAGUCAUGUGAUCUGUGAGCUCACACAGGUUGACUGUGAGGCAGUAGCCUACCUGAAGAACAUUCUGCACAGGGAGGAUGGGGAGUUGGAAGAAGGGGAGUUGGAAGACGACGGGGGUGAGGAGCCCAAUGGUGCUUCGGAGACACAUGAGAAGAGCAGGAAGGAAAAAAAUGAGAAGCACCACAGUGACUCGGACGAAGAAAAGACGCACCGGAGGAAAAGGAAGCGUCGGAAAGAGAGGGAGAAGGAGAAGCGGAGAUCGAAAAAGAAAAGAAAAUCUAAACACAAACGCCACGCCUCUUCCAGCGAAGAUUUCUCUGACUACAGUGAGGAUUCUGACUUCAGCCCAAACGAAAAGGGGCAUCGGAAGUACCGCGAAUACAGCCCCCUCUACUCUUCUUCCCAUCAGCAGUACUCAUCGUCUCACAGCGCCCCAAAGAAGGGGUAUCCUAAAAUGGAGAACAAGAGCUACCCUCCCUACGAAGAGUACGAGAACGAGGGCUACUGCGCCUACGAGGGGGAGGAGGAGGAGGAGGACAUGGGGAAAGAAGACUACGAUGACUUUGCAAAGGAGCUGAACCAGUACCGGAGGGCAAAGGAGGGGACGCACAGGGGGCGAGGUGGCCGUGGUCGAGGCCGAGGUUACCGUGGUCGUGGAAGAGGUGGAAUGAGAGGACGGGGCAUGGGCAGAAGCAACCGAGGCCGGGGAAGGGGGGAGCAUCCGGAGGAGGAGGAGGAGGAGGAGGCUUAUGACGAGGAGAUGGAGUUCUGCGAAGGGGAAGAGCCCAUGGGGGAGGAAGACUAUGACGACUAUUCCAAAGAACUGAACCAGUACCGCAGAAGCAAAGAAGGAAGAGGCAGAGGCAUGGGACGUGGCCGAGGCCGUAGUUCCAGGGGGCGAGGAGGCAAGGGGAUGGGCCGCGGACGUGGUCAUCGUGGCAGAUCAGGCCUAGGCAAAGCGGGGGCGCUCAAUGAAGAGGACGACUACUAUGAGGAUGACCUAGGGGACGGAGGUGGCGGCUGUGGAGGUUACAGGCGGAACGAUCACGAGAAAUCUCACCAGUCGGAUAAGAAAGGAAAAGUCGUCUGCAAGUAUUUUGUGGAAGGAAGGUGCACUUGGGGGGAGCACUGCAACUUCAGCCACGAUAUUGAGCUGCCAAAGAAGAGGGAACUCUGCAAGUUUUACAUCACUGGUUAUUGUGCCCGGGCGGAGAAUUGUCCUUACAUGCAUGGGGACUUCCCUUGUAAGCUCUUCCACACCACUGGGAACUGCAUUAACGGAGACGACUGCAUGUUCUCGCACGAACCGCUCACGGAUGAAACUCGGGAACUCCUUGAUAAGAUGUUGGCGGACGACGCAGAAGCCGGAGCAGAGGAUGAGAAGGAAGUGGAGGAGUUGAAGAAGCAGGGCAUCAACCCAUUACCCAAGCCGCCUCCUGGGGUGGGAUUGCUGCCCACUCCCCCGCGUCCUCCGGGGCCCCCAGCUCCGACCUCCCCUAAUGGCCGGCCCAUGCCCGGAGGGCCCCCCGCCCCUCCCCCUCCCCUUCCUCCCCCAGGGCCCCCACAGAUGCCCCUCCCGCUCCACGAGCCCCUCUCGCCGCAGCAGCAGCUGCAGCAGCAGCAGGACUUGUACAAGAAGAUCCCUUCCCUCUUUGAGAUUGUUGUGAGGCCGACGGGGCAGCUGGCGGAGAAGCUGGGGGUGAGGCAUCCUGGCCCAUCCCCACCUCGGUUCCCCGGGCCUGGGCACCCGGAGCUGCCUCCCGACCUGCCCCCAGACAUGCUCCCAGACCUUUGUCCGGACAUCUGUCCCGAUAUGCCAAUGGGCCCAGGGAUGAACCCUGGCCCUCCGUUGGGCCCCGGACCCCCCAUGAUGCCCUUUGGCCCCGAGGAGAUGCCCCCCGGCCCCCCAACACAGGACUUCUACGACAACUUCUACCUUCACCCAGAAGGCCUGGAGAUGGACCCCAGCCUCAUGGUCGGCCCAGAGGGCUACCCAGGCUAUGAGGAGAUCCCUGGGGAAGGGCUUUUCCCCGACCCCUCCCUGGAGCCAGAUUCUUUCUGCGAUGGAGGCCUCCCGCGGCUGCAGAAGCCCCCCAACAGCAUCCCAGACUUCCUGCCUUCCACCCCGAGGGCGCUCUACCUCCGCAUCCAGCAGAAGCAGCAGGAAGAAGAGAGAGCUCGCCGGCAGGCAGAGAGCUGCAAGCAGGACCGAGACCACGAGGAAGGUGAUCCCGGCAACUGGUAUUCCAGUGAUGAGGAGGAUGGCGGCGGCGGCAGCAGUGUCAGCUCCAUCCUGAAGACUCUACGGCAGCAGAGCUCCAGCAGACCCCACGAGGACCCCUCCGGAAGCCCCAUUCCGGCCUCGGGAGGCAGGAGCGACCCCCGCCUUCAGAAGAGCCGGCCAGCCGAUCCUCGGCUCCUGCGUGACCCCAGGCUCUCUCGAAACCUGGAGCCCUCUGGAGCCGGAGACGCAGGGCCCACCGAUCCACGGCUGGCACGGCACAGCGCAGCCUCCGCCCCCAAAACAGCGGAAGCUCUCCAUUCGAGCCCUUCGGUGAGCCAGAAGGCUGUUCCGGUCACGGAGGAGGAGGAGGGGGAAAGGGCCCUGCGGGACAAACCGGUCACCAUCCCUCUGGACACCCUGCCCAACCUCUCCCUGAGGGACCCUCGCUGCCAGUUGCAGCAGUUCAGCCACAUCAAGAAAGACGUCGUCCUGCUUAUGCCCAGCUUUGCACGGAUGGUGCUGUGGAGCCCCGAAGACCUCAUCCCCCUGCCUGUCCCUAAGCAGGAACCGGUUCCUGUCCCACCUGCUCUCCAGGCCCUGCCCGCCCUUGAUCCACGCCUGAACCGGCCUCAGAAUGCCAGCGUCUCUGACCCCAGGCAGCGGGCAGGGCCCCAGCCAGAACCCUCUGCCGGCCCUGGCUCCAGCCUUCCCGAUUUUGAGCUGCUGUCCAGGAUAUUAAAGACAGUCAAUGCAGCCGGCAGCCCUGGGCAGGCUGACAAGCCCAGCGAUCCCCGUACACGGAAAGCACCCGCGGACCCCCGGUUGCCCAAGGCGUCCGAGCCAGGGUCCUCGGGAGCCGCCAAGCAGGCUGAGGUCAGCCCCCCGCUAGCAGUGGGGGCGGAGGCUGCCGCCAGCAUAGCCCCCUACGAUCCCAGGCUGCUGACGGCAGGAGGGCUGAGCAGGGGCCCUGGCCAAAGCAGCGUCCUGAGCGGGAUCAGCCUUUACGACCCAAGGACUCCGAGCCCCGGCUGCAAGUCGGCUGAGCCUGCUGGCGAAGGGAGCCCAGCUACCAAAAGUGCUGAAGGCAGCAAAGGCGGCGGCAGCAGCGGCGGCGGCAACAGAGGGAAGGAGCCGCUGUUUGUGCGCCGGUCAGCUUUGGACCAGCCGGAAGGCGAGAAGCCCAGCCCAGAGCCAGCCACCGACCGCUACAACAGCUACAAUCGCCCACGGCCCAAGGCAGCCCCUUCCGCUCCUGCUUCCACAGUGCCUGCUGUAGAGACAGCUGUCACUCAGCCUGGCGUCCACAAUCUCCCCGUGCCGCCGGUGUAUGGCUUGGUGAAGCAGGCGGCCAAGUCGGGGCCAGGCAGCCCUUUUGCAGGGAACAGCCCUGUCCAGGAAGGGGAGGUGCAGGAUGCAGCCUCGCUGAAGGAUGUUUUUAAAGGGUUUGACCCGACCGCCUCCCCCUUCUGCCAGUAGUGUUAAGAGACUCGUCCGUGCAGCCUUGUGUCCAAAAGAAGCAGCAGCAGCAGCAGCAGCAGUGUUCUUCCCUUUCUAAAGAUCCCAUGAAUUGCCACUGACCACCUCCCUCCGUCCUUGGAGCUUCGCUGAGUGUAAUCUGCAGGCGGCCUUGUGGAAGAGGAACAAGGGUCUUGAGCCCCCCCAGGCAGUAUUGCGUCUUGCCCCCUCUGGGUUCCCUUGCGGACUCUCCUGGUGUCCCCUCGGAACCCUCCAGGGUCUUCAA
Molecule: messenger RNA, 4798 nt
Organism: Thamnophis sirtalis
Lineage: Eukaryota; Metazoa; Chordata; Lepidosauria; Squamata; Natricidae
Source: RefSeq, a predicted model, not a curated record